AUGGUUUGCAUCUGGACAACCCCAAUCGUGGUGGCUGUCGCCAUCUUCACUUCCCUCGUCGCCGCGGCGCCGCCUCUUCCGCCAUCCUUUGAUGAUCGCGCCACAACGGUGCGGCCCAGCGACGACCCUUUUUACCAUGUCCCUGACGGUAUCGAGGACAUCGCACCCGGCACCAUAUUGAAGCAUCGGCCUCCCCCAGCCAAGAUUGCGGCCUUCGGUUUCGACCCGUUGAACCUCGAUGCCACGUACCAGAUCCUGUACCGGACCACGGACAGCCUCGGCAACGCCACGGUGACCGUGCUGACGGUGCUGGUGCCGCACAAUGCCGACAUGACCAAGGUCCUCUCGUACCAGGUCGCCGAGGACGCGGCCGACAUCAACUGCGCGCCGUCCUACGCCUUCCAAUUCCAGCACGCCACCGGCCCGGACAAGGGUACCAUGACGACCGAGUCAGAGCUGCUGCUCGUCGAGGGCGCCAUGGAACAAGGCUGGGUCGUCAUCGCGCCGGACUUUCUCGGCCCCGACGCGGCCUUUCUUGCCAACAAGCUUGCUGGCCACGCCGUGCUAGACGGCAUACGAGCGGCCAUCAACUCCAAUCCCUUCACGGGCAUCAGCAAGAAUCCAACCGUUGCCAUGUGGGGGUACUCUGGCGGCAGUGUCGCCUCCAUGUGGGCGGCGGAGCUGCAGCCCUCGUAUGCUCCUGAGCUUGUCAUUGCCGGCGCGGCUGUAGGCGGGACGGUGCCCAACAUCACGUCCGUUGUCACCUCUAUCAAUGGCAAGCCCCAUGCUGGACUCAUUCCCACCGGUGUUGUUGGCCUCAUGAACCAAUAUGCUGAACUCAGGCCCGUUGUCGAACAGCAUAUUCUUCCCCAGUUCCGAGACAAGUUCUUCACCGUCCGCCACCAAUGUCUCGAUGCCGAUGCCAAGGAGUUCAAAAAUCAGGACAUACUAGCCAUGUUUGACGAUCGGGACCUAGUCUACACGAACCCUACCGCGAUCCGCAUCAUCACCGAGAAUACACUGGGACGCGGUGACACGCCCAAGAUUCCCAUGUUUGUGUACAAGUCGGUCGCCGAUGAGAUCAGCCCGGUGGCGGAGACGGACGCCCUCGUGGCUCAGUAUUGCGCCGACGGGGCGUCUAUCCAGUACCAGCGCGACCGACAGUCAGACCACAGUAGUCUGGCCAUCCUGGCCGCUCCCAAGGCCCUGCAGUGGUUGAAAGAGACGAUGCGCGGAACUCCCCGAAGAGGAUGCUCUACCAAGACGGUUUUCUCGUCAAUUCUGGACGUUGCCGCUCUCAAGGUCUUGCCCAAAUUCCUCCUCGAUGCGCUGCUCGAUUUGCUGGGUAAGCCAGUCGGGCCGCUGGUUGCCCAGGCCUACUUGAUGUUGGACACCCAAAGCCGAUGA
Cordyceps fumosorosea ARSEF 2679 is the source of this 1407-nucleotide messenger RNA. RefSeq names its product Lipase, secreted. The record is from RefSeq and is a predicted model, not a curated record. Gene Ontology annotation, biological process: lipid catabolic process. The transcript has a single exon. Bases 1 to 1407 code for a protein of 468 amino acids. Gene Ontology annotation, molecular function: triacylglycerol lipase activity. Lineage: Eukaryota; Fungi; Ascomycota; Sordariomycetes; Hypocreales; Cordycipitaceae.